CCCCUCACACUUUGUAGGAUCAUCACACCCCGCCUUGCCCUGCUGUCCUCUGCCUUGUGUGCUCAUUUCCUGAACUGCCAUAGCAGUUGCACUGCAUAUUUGGCAACCUCGGCAAGCCUCAAAGAGUGUUCUUGCACUUGCAUCGCCUGUGGAAAUUCGGUGCGAGGCCAUGGGUGGCACGUUGUUGAUCGAUGCGAGCCCUGAGGCGUCGCCUCCCCUGUCGCGGGUGGCCACCUCCGGCGCCCACGGCGAGGACUCCCCCUACUUCGCGGGGUGGAAAUCAUACGAGGAGAACCCCUACGACGCCGUCUCCAACCCGAGCGGCGUCAUACAGAUGGGCCUCGCCGAGAACCAGGUGUCGUUCGACCUCCUGGAGGGGUACCUCAGGGAGCACCCGGAGGCGGCGGCCUGGGGCGGCGCCGGUGCCGGCUCCGGCGUGGCCAGCUUCAGGGACAACGCCCUGUUCCAGGACUACCACGGCCUCAAGGCCUUCAGGAAGGCGAUGGCGAGUUUCAUGGAGAAGAUAAGGGGCGGCAAGGCGAGGUUUCACCCCGACCGCAUCGUGCUCACCGCCGGCGCGACGGCGUCCAACGAGCUGCUUACGUUCAUCCUGGCCAACCCGGGAGACGCGCUACUGAUUCCCACUCCUUACUACCCAGGGUUUGACAGAGACUUGAGGUGGAGGACAGGAGUGAACAUCGUGCCGGUGCACUGCGACAGCGCGAACGGGUUCCAGGUCACGGUCGCCGCGCUCCAGGCGGCGUACGAGGAGGCCACGGCCGCGGGGAUGCGCGUCCGCGGCGUCUUGCUCACGAACCCGUCGAACCCGCUUGGUACGACCGUGAAGCGGUCUGUCCUCGAGGACGUCCUCGACUUCGUGGCUCAUAAGAACAUCCACCUCAUCUCCGACGAGAUAUACUCCGGCUCGGUCUUCGCGGCACCGGACCUCGUCAGCGUGGCGGAGCUCGUCGAGUCGCGCGCGCGCCGCGGCGACAUCGGCAUCGCGGAGCGCGUGCAUAUCGUGUACAGCCUGUCCAAGGACCUGGGCCUCCCGGGUUUCCGCGUCGGCGUGGUGUACUCGUACAACGACGCCGUGGUCACCACGGCGCGGCGCAUGUCCAGCUUCACGCUCGUGUCGUCGCAGACGCAGAAGACGCUCGCCGCCAUGCUCUCGGACGCGGCGUUCGCCGACGCCUAUAUCCGCACUAACCGCGAGCGCCUCCGGGAGCGGCACGACCACAUCGUGGCCGGGCUGGCCCGCGCCGGCGUGCCGUGCCUGCGCGGCAAUACGGGGCUGUUCGUGUGGAUGGACAUGCGGCGGCUGCUCGGCGAGGCGACCGUCGCCGGCGAGCUGAGGCUGUGGGACCGGAUGCUGCAUGAGGUGAAGCUCAACAUCUCACCGGGUUCGUCGUGCCAUUGCUCGGAGUCCGGCUGGUUCAGGGUGUGCUUCGCGAACAUGAGCUUGGCCACGCUGGAUGUUGCGCUCGCAAGGAUGAGCCGCUUCAUGGAGAGCUGGAACAAGGAAACAACAACAAAGCAAGAACAGCAUUAGAUCGAGAAGUAAAAAUUAAAUUUUGAGGGUAAAUUAAAACAUUGAUUUAUUCAGAGAGUAAUUACUCAAAGGGUGAGUUUUAAUUCUUUUUUCAUUCGUCAGUUGAUGGUAGCUUCAGUUUUGUAACAAUAAUUCUCUCUCAAAAUGAGGGAUAUGUGUAUAAGAAUGGUUAAUUAGCCGGAAUGUCUCUUCCCCAAUCGCCUGGAAAUUUUAUAUCUCUCA
Messenger RNA from Phragmites australis (common reed), 1774 nucleotides. RefSeq names its product 1-aminocyclopropane-1-carboxylate synthase 5-like. The coding region runs from base 170 to 1552 and encodes 460 amino acids. The record is from RefSeq and is a predicted model, not a curated record. Gene Ontology annotation, molecular function: pyridoxal phosphate binding; transaminase activity. Gene Ontology annotation, biological process: amino acid metabolic process; biosynthetic process. Lineage: Eukaryota; Viridiplantae; Streptophyta; Magnoliopsida; Poales; Poaceae. The transcript has 3 exons.